AUGAACGAGUACAUGAUCAAUGAUCUCAGGUUCCCGGUGAAGAGCUUCACGGUCCCAAUCGCGGCGCUUGUGGUAAGAAAAGAGGGAUCUUUACUUGCUUUCUCGCUAAGUUCCAUUCUGAUCAGGCUUGUUCUUCACGGUUAUCAUCACCUCCGUGAUCACCGAUUCCUUGAAGAACUUGACGGGCCGACCCCGGCCAGACUUCUUCUGGAGAUGCUUUCCAGACGGCGUUCCGGGUCUUUCGCGGGGUUGGGAUACUUGUCAUGGUACCUCGCAGGUAGAAUCAAGUUUGCUGGUCAUAGGGGUCGCAUUAUCAAGUUUGUGAUCGCCGCGCUUCCUCUCGUUGGAGCCACCUUGGUUGCCAUUUCGAUUAUGAAUGACUACUGGCACCACUGGAGUGAUGUCGUUGCUGGAGCAGUCAUUGGUACCAUUCUAUGUUCCAUUUUGCGAGAGUUUCUCACGGCCGUGGCUCUUUCACAGGUUUGGUCGUUGGAGCGUUGUGCUACAGGCAGCAAUUCCCGAUAG
Messenger RNA from Selaginella moellendorffii, 525 nucleotides. Its product is annotated as putative phosphatidate phosphatase. The transcript has 3 exons. Gene Ontology annotation, biological process: phospholipid metabolic process. Bases 1 to 525 code for a protein of 174 amino acids. The record is from RefSeq and is a predicted model, not a curated record. Gene Ontology annotation, molecular function: phosphatidate phosphatase activity. NCBI's taxonomy places the organism in Eukaryota, Viridiplantae, Streptophyta, Lycopodiopsida, Selaginellales, Selaginellaceae.